Belonocnema kinseyi is the source of this 1852-nucleotide messenger RNA. RefSeq names its product probable cysteine--tRNA ligase, mitochondrial (gene CysRS-m). Lineage: Eukaryota; Metazoa; Arthropoda; Insecta; Hymenoptera; Cynipidae. Gene Ontology annotation, cellular component: cytoplasm. The coding region runs from base 206 to 1762 and encodes 518 amino acids. Gene Ontology annotation, molecular function: ATP binding; cysteine-tRNA ligase activity. The record is from RefSeq and is a predicted model, not a curated record. Gene Ontology annotation, biological process: cysteinyl-tRNA aminoacylation. The transcript is spliced from 8 exons.
GACGGCUUAGAACGUGAUCAGCAUAACCUAACCAGCUUUUCGAUUUCGUCUGCUAGGAAUUUUUCCGCAUUUCAACAAUUGUCAACAAUAGGAAAUUUCUGUAAUGAAUUCAAUUCCUCAGUUGUUUAUUUAUUGCUUAGUUUAUUGCAACUUAAAGAAAUUAGUGAUAUUUUUUAAUUUGUAAAAUACAAGUGAGGAAGAAGAGAUGAAACUCGUGAGUCGUGUUUCAUACUCGAUCUGGAAGAGGUUAUUGAACACACAGUUGAAGAAACCUAAAAGUUUGCAGUGGAUACAGCCUGAGGGAUUUAAAACAGAUAUUUCUUUGUACAAUCCUCUGUUAAAGUCUAAAAUUCCAUUGAUAUUAAGAAAUAAGAAUGUCGUUACUUGGUACAUGUGUGGACCAACAUUGUACGAUUCCGCUCAUAUUGGACAUGCUAGCACAUACGUGAGAUUUGACACGAUUCGGAGAAUAAUGUCCGAAUUUUUUAAUCUCGACGUAAUUCUCAUAAUGGGAUUGACCGAUAUCGAUGACAAAAUAAUUAGGCGUGCAAUAGACUCCAAUCAGCCAUGGAAAAACGUGACAAAGUUUUACGAAGAAGAGUUUUUUAAAGAUAUGAAGUCUUUGAAUGUUGCAACUCCUUAUAUGAGCUGCAGAGUAACGGAUCACAUACCACAGAUUAUCGAAUUCGUCGAUAAAAUUCUUAAAAAAGGUGCAGCGUAUGUAGCUCAAGACGGCUCUGUAUAUUUUGAUACAUUAAAAUACGGCAAGUAUGGAAAGUUUAAUCGAAUACAAUUGGAAACACCGAAUGCGGAUAAAAAAUCUUCUUCCGAUUUCGCAUUGUGGAAAGCAUCGAAAAGGAAUGAACCCUUUUGGGAAUCGCCAUGGGGAAACGGAAGACCAGGAUGGCAUAUAGAAUGCAGUGUGAUGGCUAGCAACAUUUUCGGAAACAAUAUCGACAUUCAUAGUGGUGGAGUAGAUCUAGUUUUUCCACAUCACGAAAAUGAAGAAGCUCAAUCCUGUUGUUAUCAUGAUACGGAUCAGUGGAUUAACUACUGGAUACAUGCUGGGCAUUUGUACGAGAAAGGAGAUGUGAAGAUGUCAAAAAGUUUGAAGAAUACUAUCAGCAUAGAAAGUUUUCUUGAAAAAUAUACCGCUAAUCAGUUCAGGAUGCUAUGCUUGAUGACAAAUUACAGAAGAGGUAUUGAAUUUUCUGAUGGUGCGAUGCAAAAUGCAGUCUCCACACUAAAGAAAAUACAAAAUUUUAUAAGUGACUGCGAUAACUACGUAGCUGGAAAACAAAAGUGCGGAUGUGUGGAUGAAUCUUCUCUAUUGCUCAGCUUGAAUGACACAAGAAAUAGAGUUCUCGAAUCUCUUGCUGACGAUUUUAACACCUUCGAAGCGAUUCAAUCGAUCGUUGAACUUGUUGGAAUUGGAAACAAAAUGUUGAAUCAAGAUUGGGAGGUUUCGCACGCCAGAAGUACAACAGCUGUUGCAACUGUUUCCAAUUAUCUAACAACUGUGCUCUCAAAAUUGGGACUUCUAGAUUCUACUAAUCUGGAAGGGACACAGUUUAAUUUAACACAAGUCGUCGAAACCUUUGUCAAAUUUCGAGAAUCAGUUAGAAGCAAAGCUUUAGAAGAUCCAAAAACGAAUAAAGAAGUUUUAAAGGCUUGUGAUGAAGCUAGAAACAAUUUGAUCGCUUGUGGGAUUCAAAUCAAGGAUCAAAAGAAUACUUCCUCAUGGUCCCUGGUGAAAAAUUAAAAGGGUGCAGAAUCUGUAUAAAAUUGUAAACACCCUAGGAUAAACAAUUAACCUAAUUUUUGUUUAAAUUAAAUUACUCGACAGAUUUUA